Helianthus annuus (common sunflower) is the source of this 849-nucleotide messenger RNA. Its product is annotated as protein ODORANT1. The coding region runs from base 54 to 719 and encodes 221 amino acids. Lineage: Eukaryota; Viridiplantae; Streptophyta; Magnoliopsida; Asterales; Asteraceae. The record is from RefSeq and is a predicted model, not a curated record. The transcript is spliced from 3 exons.
UUUUACUCAUUGCUACAUCAACCAUUUGAUUUCUAGUUCUUGAUGCAAUCAAGAUGGGAAGACAACCAUGUUGUGAGAAAAAUGGACUAAGAAGAGGACCAUGGACAGUUGAAGAAGAUCAUAAACUCAUGACCUUCAUCCUCAACAAUGGUAUUCAAUGUUGGCGAAUUGUCCCGAAGCUUGCAGGGUUGAUGAGAUGUGGAAAGAGUUGUAGGCUACGAUGGAUUAAUUAUCUAAGACCUGACCUUAAAAGAGGCGGGUUUACAGAAGCCGAAGAAGAUAUGAUCAUUCAACUCCAUUCUCGACUUGGCAAUAGAUGGUCAAAAAUCGCAGCUCAAUUUCCUGGGAGAACAGAUAACGAGAUCAAGAAUCACUGGAAUACUCGGAUCAAGAAGAAGAUGAAGUUUAUGGGAUUAGACCCUCGUACACACCAUCCAAUCGUGCAACAACGUACUCUUGACCCGAUUAUCACAAGAGAGAACGGUGAAUCCACUUCUUCGCAUAACGUGUUCAAUAAUCACAUGAUCAAAGAAGAGAAACCCGACGUUUUAAACGACAACAUUCCGACAAUUGAGGAUAUUGGAUUGAUGAUGUUGUCUCAUAAUCAACAACUUGAAUCUUUAAACCCUUCAUUUGAAUUUGAAUUCCCACAAAAUUGGAAUGAUAAUCCAGGAUUUCAAUGGGAUGUGUUCAAUGAUCCAGGAUUGGGUUUUCAUUGAUCUCAGAUUAAUUUGUAAUUUCUUUUAUUGAAAUAAAUAUCAUGUUUAACCAUGUAAUUUAGUAUUUUAAACAAAGUUACUUGUGUUAAAAUAUUUACAUUCUGUAAUUUAGUUUUGGCAUUCUUUUGCA